This is a messenger RNA of Passer domesticus (house sparrow), 5744 nucleotides long. It is a transcript of the gene CBX2, whose product is annotated as chromobox 2. The coding region runs from base 578 to 2185 and encodes 535 amino acids. Gene Ontology annotation, cellular component: heterochromatin; PRC1 complex. The transcript is spliced from 5 exons. Lineage: Eukaryota; Metazoa; Chordata; Aves; Passeriformes; Passeridae. Gene Ontology annotation, biological process: negative regulation of transcription by RNA polymerase II. The record is from RefSeq and is a predicted model, not a curated record.
GGCCACAACCGGCCCACCCCCCGGGAAAUCUUUUAUUCUAUUAUAAUCAACUAUUUUAGGACUGAAACGUGCCGGUGCCGCUGCCGCCUGUUCCGGCCCGGCGGGGACCGGCGCUGGCUGCCCCGGCCCCAGGGUGCUUUGUCCCCAGGAAGGACCCCGGGCGGGGGACUCGGAGCCCGGCUCCUCGCAGCGGGAACCCCUCGCGGGGUCGGAGCGGGGGGAUCCCCCCGGGGGCCGGCCGGGGAAGCCCCCUGCGCCGCCUGGGCAAACAAAGCCCCGGGCCGGGCCACCCCAUUGUCCCCGCUCCGGCCGGGCUGCGGCCGCCCCCGCGCGGGAGGAAGAGGAGGGGUCGCACACAGACAAUGCCUCCCCCCACCCCCCACGCCGGAUCGCCCCGCCCCCCGCUCCCCAUUGGCCGGCGGGGAAUUUGGGGACCCCCCGCCCGCCCCUCCGCCGUAUUGUGCCGGGGGGCGCGCGUGGAUCUGGGGGGGUCGGAGCGCGCGCGGCCGCCGUCGGGGGCGCGCCCGGGGGCUCCCCUUGUGUGUGAGUGCGCGGGGGUGUGCGCGGGGCCGGGGCCAUGGAGGAGCUGAGCAGCGUGGGAGAGCAGGUCUUCGCCGCCGAGUGCAUCCUCAGCAAGCGGCUCCGCAAGGGCAAGCUGGAGUACCUGGUCAAGUGGCGAGGCUGGUCCUCCAAGCACAACAGCUGGGAGCCUGAGGAGAACAUCCUGGACCCCCGGCUGCUCCUGGCUUUCCAAAAGAAGGAACACGAGAAAGAAGUGCAGAAUCGGAAGAGGGGCAAGCGGCCCCGGGGCAGGCCCAGGAAGAACGUGGAACCAGAGAUGCCUACAAACACUAAGUCAAGCAGCUCCUCUUCCUCCACAUCCUCCUCUUCCUCCUCCUCCGAGGAAGAGGACGAGAGUGAUCUGGAAGCAAAGAGAGGUCCCCGUGGCAGGGAGACGCACCCGGUGCCACAGAAGAAAGCUCAGAUCCUGGUGGCCAAGCCUGACAUGAAAGACGCUUCCAGGAAGAAGCGUGGCCGGAAACCUCUUCCUCCAGAGCAGAAAGCAGCUCGAAGGACUGUGAACCUGACAAAGGUGCUGAAAACGUCCCGGAAGGAGGUGGGGGGCAGUGCCAAGCUGGUGGGGAAGCUGCAGCCCCAGCACAGCACGCAGGGCUCAGGCAUGGCUAUGCUGAAGGAUCCACCAGGCACCUUGGCUGGGCUCAGCUCAGGGGGCUCCUCAGUGGAGAACCUGCCCAACAUGAUGAAGAGCGGCUCGGCGAGCCCCAGCCAGGCCAUCAGCUGGCAGAGCUCCAUCGUGCACUACAUGAACAGGAUGUCCCAAAGCCAGAGCGCAGCCGAAAGCUCGGCCCUGGGCAGGCUGGCGCUGAAGGCACAGGCAGCCAGUAAGGGCAGCUUAGGGCUGGACUUGAAAAUGAGGAGCCAGAAAGGCUCUGGGGAGCUGGGACUGAACACACAGGGACCCAAAACUGCAAAGGCUUCCGGCAGCAGCGCUGGAGGGGACCAGAAAUCGGGGUUUGCUGCUGGAGGCCAGCUGCUGCCCAACGGCAGCAAGGCACCGUCGAGCUCAUCUGGGGCCAGCAGCCAGGCAGCCUCCAGCCAGGAGCUGAACCUGCAGGCUCUGAACCUGCAGAGUGUCAAAAAUGGGCCGAGCGCGGCCGGCGGGAGCAGCCUGCCCCGGCACCUCUGCGGCUCCCUGGCCAAGGGCUCCGCUGGCAGCACGGCCGGUGUGGGUGCCAAGGGUGCUGGCAGUGCCAAGGGUGGUGUGACAGGGGCCGGGCUGAACGCUGCCGGUGCUGCUGCACUGCCAGGGGGGGACGGAGGCAAGAGCAAGAAGCAGACACACCGGGCAGGUGACAGGGACUCGGCCAAAGGCGGCUCAGCGGGCGCUCCAGAGGGACACGUGGCCUCAGAGAGCCGCAAAGCCUCCGCCCUGGCCGAAGCGAGCACAGGCGAGGACAGCAGCUCGGAUUCGGACCGGGAUUCAGCGUCCCUCCCAGGUGUGGGUCAGAACAUGUCUGUCUCCAUCCAGACCAGCCAGGACUGGAAACCCACCCGCAGCCUGAUUGAGCACGUCUUUGUCACCGAUGUCACCGCUAACCUGAUCACAGUGACGGUCAAGGAGUCCCCCACCAGCGUCGGGUUUUUCAACCUGCGGCAAUACUGAGCCCAGGAGCCUAAGAGGAGGGAGAGAGCCCUUCAGCCUCACCCUCACCUUUGCCCAGCUCCUCCAUCAGGUGUUUUUUCUUCAAAGCGAACGCAGAGCCCUCGUGAGACCUGCUGGAACUUCUGUCUGGACAGGCUGGACCAAUAACACAGUGAAACCCGCUCCAAACUGCCAGCAGCUCCUGGAUUUCCUCCCUGGCUUCUCUCCAUCCUCUUCUGGAGCCGUGCCCCAUGUGGGGGUGGUCGAUGCCAUGCUCUGGGGGCACUGGGGCUGCCGGGGUGUCAGGCUGGCCGGUUUCGAGCCAGGCUUCACUGCCUGCAGGUCUCUGUGCUUUGAAACAGCAAAUGCCAAGGGCUGCAGCUCCCUGGCCACGGGGGUGUGGAGCUGCCAUGGGACAGUCUUACACCUGGGAGAGUCUCUUCUGGGCUUCCUGUGGAUCUGUCUGUGAGCCAUGGGGAACUGCAAGUCAAUCCAAAUGAGGCAGCUGCUGCUCCCAGCCCUCAGGGUUGUGGGGGGCAGCUGCAUUCGGGGGUUUUUCAGGGUACACUGAGCCCAGCCACCCCCCUGGGCGAGGUCAUUUCCAAUGAUGGGAAACCCACAGCGUUUCUGUUGGGGUUUCCAAUUGAUAGGGAAACAUUGUUUACAUUUUUUCUUAAGGAUUUUUUUUUUCAUGAGGGAGGGAAAUAACCCCAGUCUAAGGUAGAUGAAGUCCUGGAUGCCACUAACAGAACAGGUGGCAGAGGUGCUUUUUUUUGGAGGGUGUUUCCUUUCUGCUGGAGGAAAGUCCUGCCUUGAAAGCCAGCAGGAUCCACCAGCUUCUCUGCAGUGACUUGACUUCCAGAAGAACAUGAAUUUCUGGGCAACCCAGGGAACCUCCACACCACUCCUGUGCCUCAUCUUGGCAUUGCCAGCAUCUCCACCUCCUGCUCAGCAGGUUCCAGGCACUCACAGGGUCUGAGCUGGGGAAUAUUUUUUAAGCCUUGCAGAACAUGUGAACCCUUCCAGCAGCAGGUGGGUUGGUGCUGGGGCUGCCAGGACACCCAGGACUGCUGCUCCCUGGGUUAGACCCACGCUGAUCAUUCAUGGUUUUCUCCAGAAUGCUCAGUAGCUGGUCAAGGCCACCUGCACCGGUAGUUUGGAGUGGUGGGAAGGGAGCCGAGAGGGAGAAGGGCUAAGACCAGUGGGUCCCACAAGCUGCUGUUCCCCAAGGAACCAGAGCAGCCAUUCACCUUCCCCUGGCCAUCCCAGCAUCUGGGGUGCUCCUUUUUGCUUGCAAUGGCACCCACUAAUGGCUUUUCCACUGCAGUGUUUUCCCUGCUGCAGAUUCCUCCUAGAAGCCAAAAUUAGCAGCAGUUCAGGCAGAGUUUAGUAGCAUUCGAGGUCAUUUUCGUUCUGUGGAUGCUGAGUCCUUUUCUCGGAGGCGAUAACAGCUGGCAGCUGCCCCUCCCUGCAUGGUUCUGAUGCCUCCACCUGACCAGCAGGUCACUGCUUAGGGGGUCCCCAGGUGACUGAGCUGGCACCAGGGCAGGCGUUUCCCUUUGUCCCAGGCAGUGCCACUCACAGGAGUGUGGGUGCUUGGACCAAAGUGGGGUGCAGGUGCUCGUGACCCCCUGAGGCUGCAGCCCCCCACGGUCGUGGCUGCUGCCGCUGCCUGGCAGUGGGGUCACUCUCAGGUGAUGCCAAAAUGUCACAGUCUGUGCAGUUUACCUUCUACUGUAACUUUGCCAAACGAGCCCCAGGGAAGCAUUGGCCGUGUCAGCAGCAAGCAGGGUGUGUGCUGUGCCCGUGUGCCAGGGGUGCCAGUGCUUUGGGAGAAGAACCAAGGGCUCUGGGAGCGUGGGGUGACGCGCUCAGCCACACACCAAACACUUGCUACUGGGCCUUUGCGAAUCCAAACUGAUAACAAUGUGCCUUUUGGACCGUCCUUAUCUCAGCCUUGUCUGUGGCACUGCUGCCACCACAGGUUUGUGCCUAUGCAAAGCAGGGUGGUCACAGGGUCUUGGGGACACGGUGACACCAGUGGGGAGAGGUGUCCUGGUCCCCAGUGGGACACCUGCUGUCGUGCAGAGCCCUGCUGAGCAAUGCCCCCCGAGGGGAAGCUGGCCACGCAGGGAUACUCUUGUCUGCAGCAAGAGGAUGUGUGGAUUGGUUUCUCCACGGGGGAGAAAAUCAUCUGAAGAUGCUCCAAGGAGGGGCCAGGCCCCAAGGGUGGGGCCGUGACAGCAGGUGAAGUGCUGGCUGCACUUCACAGCAGCUCUGGGCUGGCUGCCCUCUGCAGAGCCUCUGUCCCACGGGUUUCUCCCUGGAGGGCCUGCCUCCUGCUCGGGCAAUGGGGACACGUGUCCCAACAGCGGGCAGCCCCUCCAUCACCCGGCCUUCCCAGGCAUGUCCCCUCUAGCAGCACAGGACUCUGCUGUCACCACUUGCUAUUGUGCCUUUUGCUCACCAGCUGGUUCAAUUCCAAAGGUCUAAGGAUGGUGAAAAUGAUAAUCCAGGAUUUUUUUUUCUGGCCAUCUCACUACAUGUCCUCCCCAGCCCCUUUCUCACUUGGUGUUCUGGGAUCUUGGCUCACCCAAAAGCUGGGGGGUUGAGUGCAUGGUUCCCACUGGGGUUUGCUUCCCAAAGACACAUCCUGUGGGUAAUUUACUGGAAUCUUUGGUGGACAGGGGUUAGAAGACCCCUGGUCGGUGCAGACCCUGGUUAUGUACCAUUAGGAUUCAAGUUCUACCUUUUAUUUCUUUUUUUGUUUUUGAGUUUGCUGCUAUGGGUUGGCAUGUUCAGCCGGGUGUCAGACAGGCAAUUAAAGGUUUGUCACUUGUCAUUUUCUAAGGGGUUUCCGAUGUGGAAAGUCCUGCGGUAUUUGUAUAGUGAAUGGAUAUUUUCCCCAGGCGUAAUCUGGUUAAGCAUCCUUGUUGUUUUCCAUUGGACUGGAAGAGGUGGCCGAUUCAGCCAUCAUCCCAAGAAACUGAGUCUAUUUUUAUAUAUAUAUUUUGUACCAAAAAAAAAAAUAAAAAUCCCAGGAGCACACGGAGGGAUGGAGAUAGUUUAGGGGUUUGGUUUGUGUUGAGUUUCUGAGCUGUGUGUGAUGAGCUCCAGAGCCAGGAGAAAGGUUUUACUGACAGAAAUUUGAGAUAGGUGAAAACAAACAAUUGUUCUUGUAACUUGUGCCAGUCAGUGCUCUGAUUUGUAUGUUUUAAUUAAAGAGAGAGCCAAAUCGGUCCUGUAUGACACUUGUAAUUGCUUUAAACUGCAGCUGUUUGUUUGCUUUUAUUUUCUGAGAACAAAAGUCGGGGAUGUUAUUGCCCUGGGAAAGCAUCAGUGCUGUGGGAGCAGGACCAGCUCCCCACGCAGCACCCCCAUCCCUCCCAGCCCCUCACCCACGUUCCUUGUGCAGUUUUCCAGUGCUCCUGGACACUAACGCUAGUGUAGCCCCCCAGCUCUAGGCUGCUUUUAAUUUAUUUGCAGGAAAACGCUAGGAAAUGCUUACGUCGGGUGGGGGGUUUUGUAUGACUUUUCCACACUUCUUUUCUAGCAUAUCAAUAAAUAUUUUUUUAAACUU